CCCAUAACCUAUUUAAGUUGUUUACAUGCGAAGAAGUAAGAACUUUAUAGUAUUGAAACUAUGGGCGAAGAAGUGAAGAUUGAUGAAAAAAUAACUAGAGUAGAAGACAUUCUAAACGAGCAGAAUAAUCAGCCAGCUGCCAUUAAUACAAAUACCUCAAAUACAACAAUGAAAGUUAGGAAGGUGAAGGCAUUGGAAGAACUAAUUCCAAAAGGCAAACCAAAGUCUGGCAGAAUAUGGAAAGAUCAGAAAACACGAUUUUCAUCUAUAGUCAAAACGCGCGGCAUACGUCGAUCGUUCGAGAAGAAACAGAAAUUGAGAGAUGAUCUGAAGCGGGUGAAAGAGAUGUCAAGGGCAAUAAAAGCUCAGAAGGAAGCAGACAAAGAAGCUAAGAAGCAGAGGAGAAUUGAAAACUUAAAACGUGCGGAAGAGAACCGCAAGAAGGGCGAAGUUGUGCAAGUUAUCACAAAUACUGCAAAGCUGAAGAAAAUAAAAAAGAAACAACUUAGAACAAUAGAGAAAAGGGAUACACUUCAAAUUCAAAAGACUUAGGUAGUUUCAUGCUUACAUUGUAUACUGUAUAUAUGACCGAUUAAAAAUAUUUUAAAAUACCAUUUUUCGAUUAAAAAAA
This is a messenger RNA of Colletes gigas, 631 nucleotides long. Its product is annotated as coiled-coil domain-containing protein 86. Gene Ontology annotation, cellular component: nucleolus. The transcript has 3 exons. The record is from RefSeq and is a predicted model, not a curated record. The coding region runs from base 61 to 552 and encodes 163 amino acids. NCBI's taxonomy places the organism in Eukaryota, Metazoa, Arthropoda, Insecta, Hymenoptera, Colletidae.